This is a messenger RNA of Eutrema salsugineum, 1215 nucleotides long. RefSeq names its product cold shock domain-containing protein 3. Bases 88 to 975 code for a protein of 295 amino acids. NCBI's taxonomy places the organism in Eukaryota, Viridiplantae, Streptophyta, Magnoliopsida, Brassicales, Brassicaceae. Gene Ontology annotation, molecular function: zinc ion binding; nucleic acid binding. The transcript has a single exon. The record is from RefSeq and is a predicted model, not a curated record.
CAAUUUAGGGUUUUCUUUACCCUUUUUGGCUGUUUCCUCUCUCUCUCUGCACGAACGGUUUCUAGUUUUUCAUUUUUCUCUGAUCUAAUGGCGCAAGAAGAUCAAUCGGCGGCGAGAUCUACCGGAAAAGUUAAUUGGUUUAGCGAUGGCAAAGGCUAUGGUUUCAUUACUCCCGAUGACGGCGGAGAUGAGCUUUUCGUUCAUCAGUCUUCGAUCGUCUCCGAUGGUUUCCGAAGCUUGACUGUUGGUGAAUCGGUUGAGUACGCAAUCACUCUGGGAAGCGACGGCAAGACUAAGGCCGUCGAGGUUACUGCUCCCGGUGGCGGUUCUCUCAAAAAUAAGGAGAUAAGCUCCCGUGGAAACGGCGGUGGGUGUUUCAAUUGCGGCGAAAUUGGCCAUAUGGCGAAGGAUUGCGUCGGUGGAAAAAGCUUCGGAGGCGGUGGUCGCAGAUCUGGCGGCGAAGGUUCUUGCUACAAUUGUGGUAAUGUAGGACACUUCGCUAGGGAUUGUAGGCAGAACGCCGGUGGAAACAGUGUAGGCGGCGGCGGCGGAGGAGCGUGUUACAAUUGCGGAGAGGUUGGUCAUAUGGCGAAAGAUUGUCGUGGCGGCUCCGGUGGAAACAGAUACGGAGGCGGUGGCCGUGGAUCUGGCGGUGAGGGAUGUUACAUGUGUGGUGAUGUGGGGCAUUUCGCUAGGGAUUGCAGGCAAAACGUAGGCGGAGACGUUGGUGGUGGUGGCGGCGGUGGAAACACUUGCUAUACCUGUGGUGGAUUUGGCCACAUGGCUAGGGUUUGCACGAGCAAGAGACCGUCGGGUGGUGGUGGUGGUGUUGGUGCUUGUUAUGAAUGUGGCGGAAUUGGCCAUUUGGCUCGUGACUGUGAUCGGAGAGGAAGUGGAGGAGGAAGUGGAAGUAGCAAGUGUUUCACUUGCGGCAAGGAAGGUCACUUUGCAAGGGAAUGUUCUUCGCUUGCUUAACAAAAAAGAUGAAGAGUAAUGUUCAUAAAACCUCUUUGUUUUUCUAUUAAUCUACCUGAUCCUUUUGGUUUCUUUCUUUUGAUGUUUACUAUGCAAAAAAAGUGCUCCUUUUUAGUGACUAUAAUGUGAUAGCUAGAGUCUUUUUCGGAUGAUGUUUUCUUGGAAGUUUGAUCUCUAUGCUGCUGGUUCUUGCAAAGUUUGUGACUUGAAUGAUGAUAUUGGGUGGUUGCUUUUUAGAUA